Messenger RNA from Cimex lectularius (bed bug), 1214 nucleotides. RefSeq names its product endoplasmic reticulum-Golgi intermediate compartment protein 2. Gene Ontology annotation, biological process: retrograde vesicle-mediated transport, Golgi to endoplasmic reticulum; endoplasmic reticulum to Golgi vesicle-mediated transport. Gene Ontology annotation, cellular component: endoplasmic reticulum; membrane; COPII-coated ER to Golgi transport vesicle. The transcript is spliced from 7 exons. The record is from RefSeq and is a predicted model, not a curated record. The coding region runs from base 75 to 1193 and encodes 372 amino acids. Lineage: Eukaryota; Metazoa; Arthropoda; Insecta; Hemiptera; Cimicidae.
CCCUCGACGAUAAAAGGUUUCAUGAUGGGCGGAAGGUUUUAAUGUCGUCGUAGUCGGUAAUUGAAAAUUUAAAAAUGAUACUCAGGAACAGGAAGAAACUGCCGGCUGUUGAGAUAAUAAAAAAGCUAGAUUAUUUUCCAAAAGUGAACAAAGAUGAUUAUGUGAAGAGGUCGAAGGUAGGAGGAGUAGUCACUGUGUUAGUUUAUGUAAUUAUAUUACUCUUAAUUAUAUACGAGCUUGAAUCUUACUUUAUGAGCAAUGUUAACUUUAAGUUUGCACCUGAUACUGAAUUUGAUGCAAAGCUGAAUGUCAAUUUGGAUAUAACUGUCGCUACACCUUGUCAUAGUGUGGGAGCAGAUAUUCUUGACAGUACAAAUCAAAAUGUAAUGCUGUUUGGGACAUUGCAAGAAGAAGACACAUGGUUUGAUAUGAGUGAGGAGCAGAAAUCUCAUUUUCAAGACAUUAGAUAUUUUAACAACUAUCUCCAAAAUGAAUUUCACGAGAUACACGAAUUACUUUGGAAAUCUGGACACUCUUUCAUGCCCACCGGUCUUCCAAAAAGAAAAGAAACACCAAAUUAUAAUCCUGAUGCAUGUCGCCUAUUUGGUUCGUUGGAGCUAAACAAAGUUGCUGGGAAUCUUCAUAUUACUGCGGGAAAAUCAUUCCCUCUUCCAGAUGGAGGGCAUAUUCAUGUACCACUGUUUAUCGAUAAAAGCUCAUUCAACUGUUCCCACCGAAUUCACCAUUUUUCAUUUGGAAAUUCAAUUGUUGGAAUUAUUAAUCCUCUGGACGGCGAUGAAAAAAUAACACAAGACUAUAUGACACUUUAUCAAUAUUUCAUUGAAAUAGUUCCAACAGAUGUAGAAACGUUUUUAUCGAAGGCGAAAACAUAUCAGUAUUCUGUCAAAGAAAACAAAAGACUAAUCAAUCAUGAUAGUGGAUCUCAUGGAAUUCCAGGUAUAUAUUUUAAAUACGAUUUUAGUGCUUUAAAAGUCACUGUGACACAAUCACGAGAACCUCUAUUGCAAUUUUUAAUAAGACUUUUCUCUACAAUUGCUGGAGUUUUCAUCACUGCUGGUUUCCUUUGCAAUUUAGUGCAUUUGCUAUUGGCGAAGUUUGGGAUGACUCAAACUGAAGAGGAAUCAAUAAAAUUGCUUAGUCAAUCACUGGAAUAUGACAAGAUUGUUAUUUAAUAAAUCUUUUUUUUAAACACA